GGUGCCCGUGGGCAGACGGAGGUGCUGGACGAGGACCGACGAUCGGUGAGUGCUGUGGACUACUACUUCAUCCAGGAGGACGGGAGCCGCUUCAAGGUGGCCCUGCCCUACAAGCCCUACUUCUACAUUGCUACCCAGAAGGGCUGUGAGCGAGAAGUCUCCUCCUUCCUCUCCAAGAAGUUCCAAGGGAAGAUUGCAAAGCUGGAAACUGUCCCCAAAGAAGACCUGGACCUGCCAAACCACUUGGUGGGCCUGAAGAGGAACUAUAUCAAGUUGUCCUUCAACACGGUGGAUGACUUGGUGAAGGUGCGGAAGGAGAUCUUUCCUGCUGUGAGGAAAAACAGAGAGAGAGACCAGGCGAGCGAUGUCUACACAGCUAUGCUGUCAAGCGCUCUGAGCGGAGGCAGCCUGAGCACAGAUGAGGAAGGGGCCUCUAGAAAGGUUGCCAACCAGAUGGACAACAUUGUGGAUAUGCGGGAGUACGAUGUGCCCUACCAUGUUCGCCUGUCCAUUGACCUGAAGAUCCACGUGGCUCACUGGUACAACGUGCGAUACCGGGGCAGCACCUACCCCCCUGAAAUCACCCGCCGAGAUGAUCUUGUGGAGCGACCGGAUCCUGUUGUUCUUGCCUUUGAUAUUGAAACUACCAAACUCCCUUUGAAGUUUCCUGAUGCGGAGACAGACCAGAUCAUGAUGAUCUCCUACAUGAUUGAUGGGCAGGGCUACCUGAUCACAAACAGGGAGAUCGUCUCUGAGGAUAUUGAAGAUUUUGAGUUUACUCCCAAGCCUGAGUAUGAGGGUCCAUUUUAUGUCUUUAAUGAACCAGAUGAAGCUCAUUUAAUCCAGAGGUGGUUUGAACAUGUCCAGGAGACCAAACCCACCAUCAUUGUCACGUACAAUGGAGACUUCUUUGACUGGCCCUUUGUGGAAGCAAGAGCAGCAGCUCAUGGAAUUAAUAUGUAUCAGGAAAUUGGGUUUCAGAAGGACAGCCAGGGAGAGUACAAAGCAUCCCAGUGCAUCCACAUGGACUGUCUAAG
Pelecanus crispus (Dalmatian pelican) is the source of this 1037-nucleotide messenger RNA. NCBI's taxonomy places the organism in Eukaryota, Metazoa, Chordata, Aves, Pelecaniformes, Pelecanidae. The record is from RefSeq and is a predicted model, not a curated record.